AACAUUAGGCGAUCGAGCGACCCUAUAUAAGCAAGCAGUGACCGCGACAGGGAAGCGGGCUGUCAGCGGGACGGCUGGCGGUGGGAUGGCGGGACUAGCGCAGGACAGCGUGUCAUGGCGGGAGCUCGUGCAUUACUGGCUCCCUGCGGCUGAACAUCUCACUAUGUCAGCUGUGCUCCUAUACACGUUGUCGUUCGUGGGGCUGUACUGGCUUAUGGGCUCCUUGUGGGCCUAUUACCUGAUCAUGUCUAGGAAUACCCCUCCUGGCCCUACGCCUCUGCCCUUCCUGGGUAACUUCGGUUUCAUGCUUGUGCCCGGGCGGCUGCUGCAGUUGCUAAGUUUCGGGAAAGACAGCGGGAGGCUGAGUAGGGUACCGGCCGGGACAUCCCGAAGGGGCGCCUUCUUAUACCCUCAUAUUGUUCUCACCAACAUGGCUAAAACGUACGGGAAGAUGUACAGUCUUUACAUCGGCACGCAGCUCAUAGUCAUCCUCAACGACUUUGACACCGUGAAGGAUGCCAUGGUUAACCACUCUGAAGUGUUCUCGGACCGACCGAGCGUCCCCAUGGUGACCAUCAUUACCAAGAGGAAAGGUAUAGUGUUUGCAAGCUAUGGACCAGUAUGGAGACAACAGAGAAGAUUCUCUCAUUCGACACUCAGGCACUUUGGGCUAGGAAAGCUUAGCUUGGAGCCCAAAAUCAACGAAGAGUUUAAAUAUGUGAAAGAAGAAAUGCUGAAGUUUGGAGAAAAGCCCUUCAGUCCAUUUCAGAUCAUCAAUAAUGCAGUUUCCAAUGUCAUAUGUUCCAUAAGUUUUGGGAAACGCUUCAACUAUGAAGAUGAGGAGUUCAAGACGAUGCUGAGGUUCAUGUCCCGUGGGUUGGAAAUCAGUUUGAACAGCGAAGCCAUAUUGACCAAUGCAUGCUCUCUUUUGUAUUAUCUACCCUUUGGGCCAUUUAGAGAGCUCAGGCAAAUCGUGAUAGAUAUCACAGCCUUUCUGAAGAGAAUCAUUGCAGAACACAAGUCCAGCUUAGAUCCUGAAAACCCCAGAGAUUUUAUUGAUAUGUACCUGCUUCACAUCGAAGAAGAGCUAAAAGUGCAGGCAGGGAGCAGCUUCAAUACUGAUUAUUUGUUCUACAUCAUUGGUGACCUCUUCAUCGCAGGAACUGACACGACGACAAACACUCUCCUUUGGUCUCUGUUGUAUAUGUGUCUCCAUACUGAUAUACAAGAAAAAGUCCAAGCUGAAAUUGACACUGUAAUUGGACGUGGCAGACCUCCAUCGCUGACUGACAAGUCCCAAAUGCCAUUCACAGAAGCUACUAUCAUGGAGGUUCAGAGAAUGACUGUGGUUGUCCCUCUUUCAGUUCCCCACAUGGCAUCUGAAACUGCAGUGUUCCAGGGAUAUACGAUCCCUAAGGGUAGCGUGGUGUUGGCCAACCUGUGGGCUGUACAUAGAGAUCCGAAGGUGUGGGAGAAUCCAAAUGAUUUUAACCCUAGUCGAUUUAUAGACGAACAUGGCCAAAUCCUUAAAAAAGAAGCAUUUAUUCCUUUUGGAAUUGGCCGUCGUGUUUGCAUGGGGGAGCAGCUGGCCAAGAUGGAAUUGUUCCUAAUGUUCGUCAACUUACUGCAGUCUUUUACUUUUAAUUUUGCCGAUGAUACAUUCAAACCGAUUUUGGAGGGACGUUUUGGUCUGACACUCGCUCCUUACCCAUAUGACAUUAAGAUUACCAAGAGAUAACGUACUGCGAUGUGGCAUUACUCUGCGACCAGAGUGCUGAAAUACAACUUUAGAGUUGUGGGCACUAAAUUGUGCGGAUUAAUUAAACCAAAUCAAACCUUGACUAUAACGUUAUUAAAUAUAGCGUUAUGUUGAGAGCUUUUGCUGAACUGAUGCACAUAUUUAGAGAUACACAUAUAUCGCACAUAGCUUGUGCAUUCUGUGUAAAUAAGAACAGAGGGUUUGCUGUUAAACAACAGUGUGUCCUCCGUCUUUAACUGGAAAUACAUUGAAAUGUACAAAUGCAGAGAAAAA
Molecule: messenger RNA, 2032 nt
Organism: Spea bombifrons (plains spadefoot toad)
Lineage: Eukaryota; Metazoa; Chordata; Amphibia; Anura; Pelobatidae
Product: cytochrome P450 2U1
Exons: 5
Coding region: 86-1738 (550 amino acids)
Biological process (GO): xenobiotic metabolic process
Cellular component (GO): intracellular membrane-bounded organelle; cytoplasm
Molecular function (GO): heme binding; iron ion binding; oxidoreductase activity, acting on paired donors, with incorporation or reduction of molecular oxygen, reduced flavin or flavoprotein as one donor, and incorporation of one atom of oxygen
Source: RefSeq, a predicted model, not a curated record